UUCACAGAACACUCAUCACCUCAACACAUCUCAAAAUGAACAGUCCGUACGCCAAAGAACUCACCGUCGCUAUUGGCGCUUUGCAAAAAGCUGCUCAAUUGAGUCAAUCGAUUGUUUCCGAUAAGGACAAAGGCGCAAUUGAGAAGGACGACUUGAGUCCCGUCACAGUCGCCGAUUUUGCAGUCCAGGCGCUCCUCACAGCGACGGUCAAGAAUGCGUUUCCAGAGGACAAAGUCGUAGGAGAGGAAGAUGCUUCGGACUUGAGGCAGAAUUCUAUGUUGAUGGAAAGGGUCUGGCAGCUUUUGGAGGGUGUUGCUGGGGAUGAGGAUACAGUGUCACUGUGCAAGUUGCCUGAGAGCAGGGAGCAGAUGUGUGACCUUAUUGAUGAGUGUGGAGCUAGUAGCCCGUCUGCCACUGGGAGAACUUGGGUGUUUGAUCCGAUUGAUGGGACGAAGACGUAUCUAAUCGGUCAGCUUUAUGCUAUCAAUAUGGCUUUGCUUGUGGAUGGUGAACAGACUGUUGGGAUCGUUGGUGCACCAAAUUUGUCAAUUGAUGCAAAGGCACCUCUUAAGAACGAAGACAUUGAUCCCACUGGCGAAGGAUGCAUUUUCUUCGCUGUCAAAGGUCACGGCGCUUACAUACGCCCCCUGCGAUUUGACCAACCCAGGAAACUCCCACUUUACAGCAACAAAGACAUUAGCCUCGUCACCAGCUCAACAGUCGACUCCGCCCUCUCCGGCAUUCACGAAAUCGUCGCCUCGCGUCUCAGCACUGCUUAUCCAGGAAACGACCUCCUCCCUUGGGUUCUUCGCUGGGCUGUUCUCGCAAUGGGUCUCGGCAACACGACAGUCUGGGUUUACAAGCGCCGAGAUCGAUACGCUAAAGCUUGGGAUCAUGCAGGUGCCAUGUUACUCUUUGAAGAGACUGGUGGAAAGAUCACAGAUGUUCAUGGGAAGAAGAUUGACUUGACGGCUGGGAGGAAGAUGAGUGCGAACUUUGGGUUUGUUGCAGCAAGGGAGGAUCAUGCGGGGGUUUUGGAGGCUGUGAGGGAGGUGUUGGUCGAGCAGGGAAAGGAAGAGUUUUUGAAGUGAUGGAGGACUGAGAGGUGAUUUUCUGCUUUUGGAAGAGAUGGAAAAGUGUAUUUCGCAGAGAUGCUUUGGAAGAGAUGGUGUCUUGAUCGUGUAGAGGUUAUUUAUCGUCAAAGGUCACGUCCACUCAAACGCACCAUGAGAUCGACGGCUCAAUUGGAUGGCUGGUAUAAGUACGGUUGUCGUUUCGAACGUAAACAUGUAGUAUAUUAGGCCCUUGGGUUGUAGCACUGAGGGUGGCGCUGGAGUGUUGAGUGAGUAUUGUCCUCAGGCUGGUCAACGAGAUAACGAUGCGUGUAAAUUGAACUAACCUCUCUCUUCUCAUUUAAGCCCUC
Messenger RNA from Fusarium verticillioides 7600, 1423 nucleotides. RefSeq lists its product as hypothetical. The transcript has a single exon. Gene Ontology annotation, biological process: sulfate assimilation. NCBI's taxonomy places the organism in Eukaryota, Fungi, Ascomycota, Sordariomycetes, Hypocreales, Nectriaceae. The coding region runs from base 36 to 1091 and encodes 351 amino acids. The record is from RefSeq and is a predicted model, not a curated record. Gene Ontology annotation, molecular function: 3'(2'),5'-bisphosphate nucleotidase activity.